AUGUUUCUGUCAUACGCCACCGUGCCCAUGUUCGCUUUCAUGAUACUGUUGAAUUUCUUCUCCUUGUACUCGCCCAUCGAGUCGGCGGCGAAGAACGGAAAGUACUACCAUACGUGCCAGGAUUGUCUGGAUGACACUUGCCACAGUCAAUUUAAUAGGCCGUGCAUUUUCAGAAACAAAGCAUUCUAUUGUGUCACUUGUAAUUCCGUACAUGGCAACCAACAGUACUACUCCGAAAUCGAAUGCGUACUCGAUUGCAUGGACCCGGGGAAGUCGUGCGUUUGUAACGACGAGUGUUACGUGUGCGUCCCAAACGGGGCCAUGAGUUAUUCAGGGACUUGCGAAGAUCCAACCACUGAAGAACUGAACCAGUGCACCUAA
Macrosiphum euphorbiae (potato aphid) is the source of this 381-nucleotide messenger RNA. NCBI's taxonomy places the organism in Eukaryota, Metazoa, Arthropoda, Insecta, Hemiptera, Aphididae. The record is from the annotation of a GenBank genome assembly.